AUGAACAUUCACAGUAGCCGUUGUCGAAAAAUCGUAUCUCUAUCUACGAACUAUAAUGCUGAGUUUAUGAACAGACCAUCUACUUCAUAUUAUAAUGAUGAAAAAACUGUUAUUUCUGCUAGCUAUGUAAGCAGCGAUGAAUGUAAUGACAGUAGUGACGAAUGGCUGCCAUUAAAUAUUAAAGAAGGUAAUGAAAUUGAAACAGAUAGUGAUAACUCUUUUAAUAACAGUAAUACUAAGUUAACACAAUUUGACGACUUAUUUCAAGAAGAAAAUAAAAUAAUUGAUGAAACAGAAAUUAAAUUGGUUAUAAAAGAGAUUUUAGAUAAAAUUGAAAAUAAUAAUGCAAUAGUUUUUGAAGAAAAUACUUUACCGGAAAGUGAUUUGGAAUUAUGUAGGUGGAGAAGAGGUAAUAAAGUAUAA
This is a messenger RNA of Macrosiphum euphorbiae (potato aphid), 423 nucleotides long. The record is from the annotation of a GenBank genome assembly. NCBI's taxonomy places the organism in Eukaryota, Metazoa, Arthropoda, Insecta, Hemiptera, Aphididae.